AUGCUCACCUUGCCAGUAGAGCCAGGCUUCUCUAUGGGAAGUUUUAUAAUUGGAAUGCCAAUUUCCGAGGCUAUUCGGCACUUGAAGCAAUAUGUGGAGCAAAUUAAUCGAUACCCCAAAUCUUCCGAAUUAGUGAUGGUACAACAUUCAUCAUCCUCCAUUUCCUCCUCUCCUAAUUCAUCAUCCACAGAAAAUGUACCGUCCUUUUCAAUUGUUACACUCGAUGAACAAGUGAAUGAUGUGGAAAUUCUGUAUAAUGAAAAGGAGCCUCUCAAUAACGAUAUUAUUGUGAAAAUUGUGGAGGAAGAUAUUGUAUUAUACUUUGAAUCUCAAACACAACGUUUGAAAUUGAUUCAAAUUAAUAAUGUAACAAAAGUUAAAUUGUCCUAUAGUGGAACAAUAUUCAGUGGACCAAGCGUUGAUGCUAGUUUUGUAAAUAUUUACAAUGUCUUUGGUCCUACAUAUCCAGGCGAGUUCGACACAAAAUCGAACACCUACAUUUUAACCUAUCCAGGAUUGACAUUUGUCUUUCCAAUUCCUACCAUGUAUGCUCAUCUCUACAAGGAUGGACAAGAAAUGCCAAUAGAAUUUCCCAAUAACACCACUCCCAUCGCUACCACAAUUUAUUUAUUCCAUGGCCAUGACUUGAAAAAUCCGAAACUACCACCUGUGAAACCUUCCUCCAUGAGUGACUUGAAUGUGAACUCUACCAACGUUGAUGCGAGCCCUACAAGCGCUCAAUCCAAGCAGCAAAAAGCAUUUUCUGUAAAGUAUGAAAAUUUUAAUGACGAAAAGAAAAACAAAUCCAACAAGAAAGCUCUCUCACCACGAGAAGAAGUGAAUUACUACUUUGAGCCCAUUCAAGUAACUCUUGGAAAAGGUAUUGAGCUAUUGGAUAGAAAAAAAAAGAUUAAAUUUGGAUACACAGCACAGGACGUAUUAAUGAUUCUAGGACCUCCAGACAAAAUUUAUUACAAAAGAAAUGACAAGUUGAAAAUUCAUGCCAUUGGAGCUGGCCACCUCUCGGGACAUGUAGUUGGUAAUGAUAGAAAUUUGAACGGAGAAAAAACAGCCAAGCCAAAGGAAAAAUUCUUUGAAAAUGAUGGUGGCAUUAGUCUCACUACUUUGAUGGCUCCUUCCCUCAAAAACAGAAUUAAGCAAAAUGUGGGAAAUGACUAUUUUUAUAAUUACUUUUCAUUGGGAUUUGACAUUAUGUUCGGUGGAUCGACUCACACUGUACAGAAAAUAAUUCUUCAUACCAACGUGCCAGGAAGUGUUGAUUUUAAUGUGUAUGUGAAGUGUAAUUUUUCUAUUGCCACGAAUCAAUUUGAGGGACAGGAAAACAGAAAGAGAGCAUUUAUUGGACCCGAUGUUAAGUUUUCGACCGUUCAACAAUCGCUUGAAGGCACACCGUGUAGCAAACCAAUUGUGCAUGAUCAUACUCGAGCAAAUAAUCCAUUUGGCGGAACCAAGUUCUAUGCAUUCAAAAACUGUAUAUUCGAAGUCAUUAGUCGUAAUGAUCAUGUCAAUUCAGUGACUCUUUUCAAGGUAGACAGCUAG
Molecule: messenger RNA, 1560 nt
Organism: Naegleria lovaniensis
Lineage: Eukaryota; Heterolobosea; Eutetramitea; Acrasida; Naegleriidae
Exons: 2
Coding region: 1-1560 (519 amino acids)
Source: RefSeq, a predicted model, not a curated record